Messenger RNA from Exaiptasia diaphana, 9997 nucleotides. RefSeq names its product WD repeat and FYVE domain-containing protein 3. NCBI's taxonomy places the organism in Eukaryota, Metazoa, Cnidaria, Anthozoa, Actiniaria, Aiptasiidae. The transcript is spliced from 48 exons. The record is from RefSeq and is a predicted model, not a curated record. Gene Ontology annotation, molecular function: protein binding; metal ion binding. Bases 83 to 9223 code for a protein of 3046 amino acids.
UGUUGUUUGUUUUUAGGUUCGGUUCAGAGGCCUUGCAGAUACAAUCAGACUCCUUGGAUGUUUCUCCCUGGAGACCCAAGUSAUGGGCCCCUAUACUGGCGAACCUAAACCAGCCUUAAAGAAGCUAAACAGAAUGCUCUCAGCMAGCUCAGCACACUUACCUCUAAGUCCCACCCCCAGUAACGAUUCUGUCAGAUCCUCAGUAAUGUACGAUGGCCCCGUUGAACCCGAUCUUAGUUCUUCACCCCUACUCUACUCUGCCAAUGAAAUGUUUAAGAAUCUUUUUGAGAUGGCGACAGAUUCGUUUGGAUUAAAAGCUGGGAACUAUGGACCUACGUAUGCUAUGAAUGGCCAGCAAGUGCUGUUGAUAUACCAUUCUGGUGCCAUCACGGCUGUUGUGGAUUUGUUACCAGCUAUUUGUGAGGUCGUUGAGGAUGACGGGAAACCUGUUCCAAACACGGAUAACUGCCUCGAGUUACAGAUGUACUGGUUAAGCCAUCUCCAAUGUCUCUUACGAUCAGAACACAACCAGCAAGUAAUGUGUCAGGCAGGUUUACCACAGCAACUAUUACAGCGAUGUGAAGCAGCAUUUGUUGACGAGGAUCAUCCCUUGAAUGCUCCUUUGCAACGAAUGUUUGAAAGGCUGGCAUCACAGGCACUCACACCAACAGUGUUGAGGGAUUUUCUUCGCCUUGGUAAUCCACUUCUCUGCAGUACUCUAAUUCCACCCGAUGAAGAACCACGCCCAACACAGGAAGACCAACAAGACGAACCCGAUGGUCCAGCAGCGAACAUAACCACAGUAUCUGAAACCAUCCACACUGAAGAAAAACCAACYGAAGAGCAGAAAACUAUAAGGAAACUCUCUGAUGCAAUAACAAGAAAAAUAUCAGAYACAUCAUCACGUGGAAGGACUGAUUCUAGAUCUGAUAUGGGAUCCCUUGAAAAACGAACCCGUAGUUUGUCCUAUCGUGAUCCUAUGAUGAGCAUGAUUCACCCGAGCCCCGACUCAAGCUUCGGUGAAGAAUCGGAUUCUGAUGACGAUCGUGAUUUUGAGCUGUUGAUUGGUGAGGGAGAAGAAGGAAAAGACAACGAAACUAAGAAGGAUGAGAACAAUAGYUCCACCGAGUCCUCCCCUGGUGGGGGUCAGACAUCUCCUGAUGAAGACCCCCCUCCAAAGAGACCACCGCGAAAGAGGGACCACUUGCACCACGGUAGCCCAUUUGAAUCUAGCGAUAAAGUCUUUGCAGGUGCAAUCCCUGUACAGUCUUCAGGCAGUGGGGGGAAAACUACAGUCGUCGACGGUGUAGACGUUGAUACUGAUGUUGAUAGCCAACAAGAGGUGUCUACGAUUGACCAGGGCGAUGAUCUUGUUAUAGUGGAUGURUCUGGAAACAUUGCGCAAAACCCCUCAGUGAAUACCACACAAAUCAAUCCAGUACAAAGCGAAGAAGAGAUUGAUAUGGCCAGCCAAUCACAAAGCUUAACAAUUCAAACGAAUAGCCAAUCACAAGGMUUGGAAAUUCAAGGAAGUGGACAAUCACAAUCUUUGACACUUAAUGACCAAUCACAAGCCUCGAAAGAUGUCAGCCAGUCUGAAGACACUGAAAGUCUGGAAUCUGGAUCAAUUCAAGGUGCAGGAUUAUCGGAAAGCUUCAAAGACUCAUUAGGCAAAGACCUUGGAAGUGAUCUAUCGCGAAGAUCCUCUCAAAGUAGUAUCACAUCUCUAGAGAAUAGUCUUGAUAUGAGAGAAGGCAGCCACAAAGCUGCCGAGAUGAGUGUAGARGACAUYGAUCAACAGCUAAGRUUACACUGYGCMCAAGAACCAGACCUGCAAACCAUAAGCGAUGAAACUUCACAGGAACAYUCUUCAAGUGAAAGCCAAGCUGCUGAUGACGAAMCUGAAAUCCCRAAAGACAAGCCCGUCCCAUUGACUCGUAUAAAGUGCCUUGUUUCUAUGACGACGCCACGUGAUGCGCGUGCGCAUGGGGUCUCCUACUGCCCGUCGUUUGUGGAGUUUGAUAUGGGUGUAGAUGGGUUUGGUUGUCUUUUUCUKCCGGCGAUUGCUCCACAGGCUCUACCAGGGUUUUCAUCUGUUGGGUCAGUAGUUGGUAGCUCUGUAGUAGUCAGCGCAGUGCCUGGUAUUGGUACCGGGGAACGUCUGUUUCCACCUCAAGCCGGCCUGACCUUCACRUCAUGGGUGUGUGUCGAUAGGUUUAGUAGUCCAACUGACGACCCCCACCCUGUGAGGCUGUUGACUGUAGCAAGACACUUCCGCAGUGGGGAUGGGAAAGUACAGAUGUCACCUUGUUUGUCGCUUAGUAUCUCYCCAAGGGAUAAAAUGUUGGUAGUGCGAACAGAAGAGUCAGCCAUGGAUGAUACGGAUGAAAGUAGUGACCAGGCUCAACGCGAACACACAGAGGCSAGGUUYYUAAGCGAUCUUCUKUUGGAGGAAGGRCGUUGGCAUCACGUGAUGGUCGUCUUGAAUAAGGCUUUGAUUCGUAACAGUACAGCGACAUUGUUCAUUGAUGGGCAGCAUGUAGCUACUUCUAAGCUCAAAUACGUUCAAGCAAGUUUGGUAAGCCCAGACACGUCUACGGCUGUCAUAGCACCUUACAUUGUAGCAUACAUAGGAACACCACCAGCACAGAGAAGGUGCUCUAGGUUGCUAUGGAAACUAGGCCCCACGCAUUUGAUUGAAGAACCUUUACAACAGGGCACCGCAACAAAGAUGUUCCUAUUGGGACCAAACUAUGUAGGGAGUUUUCAGUCGCCAUGUUUUGAAGGRGAAUCGCUGCAUUCGACGGAGAGCUUAGAACCCUUGGUAUCUGGAGAUAAGGUCAUGUUCGGUAUCCAUGCGCAUGCUCAGUCAGUACUAUCCAUGGCCAARAUUAGAAAGCAUUUCAGAAAAUUAGACACAAGAGCUAUUGCUAAAGAGCUUGGCCUCAGCACCCAUGACAACACUACACCAGUACGACUAAUACAUAACACUGCCGCACACCUCCCUGGYUCGUCACGUACCAUAGGCUCUGUUCUGAUUGGUUGUUCAGGCUUGAGGACGUUUUGCCCGAAUCCUGUCACAAAGCUUAUAGAGUGCAUUGGUAGCGUGUCGUGUUUACUUGGACUUGUUGCUAUGGCUACUGGUGUGGAAGCGUUGUAUGCUUCGGUGAAAGCUUUGAGUUGUGUUUUAAGAAGUAAUCCAUCUUGUCGACGUGAUAUGGAUAGAACACGAGGAUAUCAGAUUCUUGCACUUUUGUUGCGCAAGAAAAAACAUCUUCUGAAUACCCACAUUCUUCACUUAACGUUCGCGUUAGUUGGAACCGUGGAUAGCGACCGCGAAUCGUCUAUAAUACCCAAUGUAUAUGCAUUUAGAGAUCUUUUGUGUGACCUUGAGGUAUGGCAUGAUGGCCCAGGAGACUUGGAACGAUCACUGUACGCACAUUUCUUAGAAUUACUUGGGCCUGGUAACGAGUCCCAGGCCAACGCGGACCUAAUGCAACGCUUAGGACUAGUGCCGAAGCUAUUAUUUACACUCCAAGACGAGACAGUAUCAGAUUCGACCGCGCACACAAUUGCCAGCGUCCUGUCUGUGUUGCUUAGUAACACCAACGAGGUUAAAAACCUUAUCAGGUUUGGACAAUUCCUUGCUUCUACUGUAUCGAGUUAUCACGUGAACGAGAACGAACUAAACYUGAACAAUGACAAGUCUCAUGUAGGCAGCAAACUCGACGACACUGAUGGAAGUAUGGCUGCUGAUAAUGUUACUCCUAAACGAAUAAGACUCAGAAAUGUUUUACUGGAACUGAUAUUGUGUCUUAUAUAUGGUGACGGUGGAUCUUUGGAUCACAGGUUUUCAGACGCCCUUCAAGAGACUCUUGGUUUUGAUUGGCUGUUACURUUUGUCCAUCCACACAUCCACAAGACAACGGUUGUGCGCGCAACUCGUAUCCUAGUAACCAUGCUAGGYAGUCCGGCAGCUUUGGAAAGGUUUAAAGAAGGCUUGAAYAAUGGAGGAUGGCUAACRGGGACGGAAAUGAUGUUGAUAAAGACACCAUAUGUUGUUGCUGGGUUCAAUGUUGGGGCCGUUUCUGAAUGCUCGGAAAACUACGAAAUCUGUCGGGAAGUGUGCAACGUUCCGGGUUUCACYAUGCUAUCGAGUCUUCUCCCAAGGCACGUCGACGUACCGGAAAUAUACCACUUAGUAAUUGCACUGCUGCUUGGUCACCCUGUGUCAGAUGUCUACGCAGGCGUACAGUUUGACUGGCAUAACUUGUAUUCAGUGUUUUGGUCAUCAACGUCAACUGGGGUGAAGACCACGCCCCCUAGUCCACGUGACCCUACUACGCAUUCCAUCUACUGYCCUGAUGCAGCCAUUGUGCUUUUGUCGAUGGCACGAACUAUGGUGAACGAGGAAUGGGARAAUACAGAAGARGGAUCRUGGCUGCGUGAAUAUCCCGUCACUCUGAUYCAGUUCUUGGUGUUUUUAUAUCGUAAUGUCGCUCAAUUUGGCGCUGUUUGUACUGAGAACAAGCAAGAGUUCUUAGAGAACCUCGUCGCCAUCUUGUUCCCAAAACGAAGACGUUUUCUGAGAUCUCAAGAGGUUAUGUCUGACAGUGAGGGGGAGGGAGAGACGUCAACUGAUCUGGUCUUUUCUAAAGAGAAAACUCUCCUCAUAACGCAUCCAGCCAAGAAGUACAUACUAGAAUUUCUAACGCUAAUUGUGACGGAUAGUUUGACUUGUACAUCGUCCAACAAGAAUCUUGGUGUUAUAGAUAUUAUCCUAGAGUCCUACCCACCGACGUCUAUGCAGCCACAACAAGCCGAGUUCCAAACAGAAGUAGUUUCAGCUCAGAUGGACUACUUUCUUGGGGGAAAUCUGCUGGCUAAUCCAUCUGCAGGCCACGGUAAYCAUGCCAAGAUUGUCUCGAAUGCUUUUACUUUUGCUUCGAAAGUCGUUGACAAGCUUUGGAUUGGAAAUUUCAAACUGAGCUACAAAGUGGUGUUCAACUUUAUCACGAGCAUUAUGGAAGCCGUAAAGGGUCAGUCUGUYUCUCUGGACAGUAUAUACCACUCACUGAACAGGACAAUACUGUACCAACUAUCGAGACCUCUAGCAAGACUAACUGAUCAAACCAGUCUUCUGGAGUUCCUACACAUCCUCACUACAAACCACAAAGUCAUUUUUGCGCCUGGGAACAACGAACCCGAAUUCAUCGCUGGGAUGUGCCAUUGGCUGCUUGUCAUGGGAACACAAAACAGAAGGGCAAGCGAACCAGUUACCAGUACUCCAGUCAAGGACAUGGACAGCGCGGCCAUCUCACAAGCAUUCGGGGCGGAAAGCGCCUUUGAGGCCCAAGAAUACUUCAACGAAGCUGCUGAGGAAGAGUCUAGUUGUAGAAGAUUGUUAGAGGCCGCUGCUGAGAGGGUCUGGGAUAUUUUUUUGCAGAACAAGAGAGAGGCAAUUGAUGACACUUUUAAGAUUGAACUUCCUAAACCAAGUUUCACUUCGUACAGCCCAAGAAUGCCUGAAUACAUGGUUGGAGGCAGUUCAAACCUCAAUUUGGACCUCAAGUCUCUAAGACCGCUGAUUGGCGAUGCUGCAAUGAGAGUGUGGGUAAAUUUCGUAUCUGCUGAAGAGAAACAUAAAGCUGAAGCCCUUGGUCAGCAGAAGCCCAAGCGUCGUACAGUCGCUCGUCUUACAUCAAGAAGAACAAAGAAGGACAAUCGUGACGUCAAAGGCCUGGCYAAAGAAUCGUUUCUAUGGACACCGAAGCACAUAAAAGUCGUGAAGGACAUGGUGCGACUACAGCAUAAAAACCAUCAACAGAAUUACCAACUUAUUUCCAAAUCAAUUGCUGAGAACUGGACMCUAAUGGAACGUGACCUCACAAGAGAACGAGGMCUGUGGGGACCCCCCAGGGGAUCAAGUUUAGACAAGUGGACUUUGGAUUUAGUAGAGGGUCCUCAUCGCAUGCGCAAGAAGAUGUGUCGUAACGAGCUGUUUUACGUUCAUUAUCCAUUUGACUUCAAGCUAGAACAGAGUCAGAAGCGUACAAGGUAUAAGAAAGCAAUAAGUUUUGAUAGCAAACGCUACUAUCUCCUGCGUGGACCAGCAUUACCAGGCAUUGGUCCAAUAGAAGCUUUACUACAGAAUGAAGUGUCCGAGAAGCUCAAGGUCACCCCUGCCCGAUCGUUGUCCGAGGAAACAAGUUAUGUCACAGAGACAAACGAGGGUUCUGAGGUUGAUAAUCAAACUAUUGUAAAACUACUUGAAGCAGGAGAAAGGAUACGUUCAAUGUACCGAUGUGCAAGAGUUCAAGGACUCGAUACAGCUGAAGGGCUCUUCCUUUUUGGACAGAAGUUCUUUUACGUAGUGGAUGGUGUGACGCUUCUUUCUACGAAGGAAAUCAAAGAUAUUGAUUCGCUUCCUCCUGGAACACAUGAUCCAAUCAUCCCUCGUAGUUCUCAUGAUAUAACCAAGUCAUUUGCUAAAGAAAGAAUGUGUAGUAAAUGGACAUAUGACGAUAUUCGUGAGGUCCAUAAAAGACGAUAUUUACUACAGCAAACUGCACUAGAAGUGUUCUCAAGUGAUGGCAGAAAUCAUUUCCUUGUUUUCCCAAAGUCUGUUCGAAAYAAGGUCUACGAGAAAUUAUUGACCACUGCAUCAACUCAGCUGGUGAGCGCCGAGGAGUCCAUUUCUGGCAUGAAAAGAGACACUGAUGUCGAAACUGGUGUUGGAAUCAUUAAUAGCCUAAUGGGAGAACGGUCUGUUACUCAGCGCUGGGAGCGUGGUGAAAUCACGAAUUUCCAAUACUUAAUGCACUUAAACACGCUAGCUGGACGUUCUUACAAUGAUCUCAUGCAGUACCCAGUGUUUCCUUGGAUACUAGCCGAUUAUGACUCAGAGGAGCUAGACCUCACAGACCMUAAGACUUUCCGAGACUUUUCCAAACCGAUGGGUGCCCAAGGCUUGUCUAGACUGGAACACAUCAAGAAAAGAUAUAGAGAAUGGGAGGACCCUACAGGUGAGACACCUCCAUAUCACUACGGCACCCAUUACUCAUCUGCUAUGAUCGUCUCGUCGUAUCUGAUCAGAAUGGAACCCUUCAGUCAACACUUCCUACGACUACAGGGAGGACAUUUCGAUCUUCCUGAUCGUUUGUUCCAUUCAAUCAAAGACAGUUGGUUAUCAGCUUCAGAGACCAACAUCCACGACGUCAAGGAACUCAUCCCCGAGUUCUUCUACUUGCCAGAGUUUCUUACAAACCACAACACCUUUGAUCUCGGUACUAAACAAAGUGGAGAACCGCUGGGCGAUGUWCUUCUGCCACCGUGGGCUAAAGGUGAUCCRAAAGAGUUCAUUCGACUUCACAGAAAGGCSUUAGAGUGUGACUACGUAAGUGCCCGCCUUCAUGAAUGGAUUGAUUUGAUCUUUGGUUACCGUCAGCAAGGUCCAGGCGCUGUUGAGUCGUUCAAUGUUUUCCAUCAUCUGUUCUAUGAAGGGAAUGUAGAUAUUCACGGYAUAGAUGACCAGGUCAAGAAAUCAGCUACCAUUGGCUUUAUCAAUAACUUUGGACAAACACCAAAACAGCUUUUCAAAAAGCCUCAUCCACCAAAGAAAGUAUUCCGUGCUGUAGAACCUGACUUGCAACAAGGUGCUACCAGUGCAGUCUUCUUUCAUAACCUGCCCAACCUGGUUCCCUCGGUCCAACCUGUGAAAGAGCUCAAAGGUCCAGUUGGACUCAUCUACCAAUCAGAACGAGGAUUACUACCAGCUGUAGAACGCAACAAGCUGUUGAUACCACCCAACUACAAUCGCUGUAUUGCUUGGGGUUUCGGAGAUUUGAGCAUGCGCGUUGGGUACUACGAAACUGACAAGGGUAUGAGUGUGUAUGAAAAUUUCCACAUUGGUCAAGUUCUUUGUGCUGCUUGUCCUGACUCGCGAACUCUCAUCACAGGAGGAACAAGCUCUCUUGUCUGUGUAUGGGACAUUGUUAAGGGUGCUGGCAAGAAGCCUCAGUUAAUCCUUCACGAGGUUCUGUAUGGUCACCAAUCGUCCGUCACGUGUYUAGCAGUAUCUACGUCAUACCAGCUGAUCGUCAGCGGAUCAGAGGACCAAACAUGUAUUAUAUGGGAUUUGAGUAAACUCAGCUAUGUACGACAGCUAUCGGACCACGCAGCACCGAUUACRGCCAUAGCUAUCAAUGAACUUACGGGCGAUAUAACGACCUGUGCUGGUACGUAUCUAUAUGUUUGGUCAGUCAACGGACAAUUGAUUGUUAAAGACAACACGUCGCUUCAAACUAACAAUCAUAUACAAUGCUGUGCAAUGUCCGAGUUGUCUGACUGGGAUGAAGAGAAUGUUAUUCUCACAGGGUCGUUAGAUGGAGUUGUCAGGAUGUGGGGCAUUGAGUUUUAUAACGAAGCCGAGAGUACGAAGAAGUAUCGAAAAUCUGUCAGCGAGCUCUCUCCUGUCAAAGAAGACGCUAUAGAUUCAUCUACUGAUAAGGAAUCCCACGAUAAGUCCGAAAAUCCAACUCCAGAUCCAGUUCCAGAUAUUCCAGAGGAAGACCUUGACUCUGCCAUUAAAGAAAGUUCAGAAAACGACACUAAACCCUCCUUGGAUGAUAAUGACAAAACAGAUCCUGUGACUACCCCCGAGGGGCAAGAAGACACMGACCUCCCUUCAAGGGCACCAAAAUUGUCACAAGUCAAGCAAUACUCAUCAAAUCUUGAUGAGGAGUACGUUAUUAUUGAGAAUGCCAAGAGRAAAGAGCCCAGAGGAGUACAGCAAUCCAAACCAGUUUGGCGRCGCCGCUUGACAUUACGUCACAAACUGACCAUGCAUACGUCAUUUGCGAGAGAAGACAACRUUGCUCCUGCUGCUGUAACGGCUCUUUUGAUAUCCAAGGAUCAUCGUAAACUGUUCGUUGGAGAUGGUCGAGGUCGAAUUUACAGUUGGUCGGUUACCGAUGCUGCUGGACGAAUGCCCGCUGACCACUGGAUUAAGGAUGAGGGCGCAGAAUCGUGUUCACARUGCGGUGUGCGAUUCACGUUUUCUGAACGACGUCAUCACUGUAGAGACUGCGGCAAGCUGUUCUGUGCUAAAUGCAGUAAAUACGAGUCUUCCAUCCAGCGUCUACGCAUYUACAAACCAGUCCGCGUUUGUAAAAACUGCUUUGAUCAACUCAAGAAAGAACAGCCAAAGAGUUUUAUCAUGUAAYAUAGUGACGUCAUGGUGACCUGGUGACGUCAUACAUGAACCCGCUGUUGACGUAGCGAUUACCUGUAAAAUGAUGAUGUCAUACAAUGAACUGCCAAAAAAAACUAAACGUUUUACGAUUUAAGAUACAUCAUAGAAAUGUCAUGACCACAUGAUGACGUCAUGCUUAUAUGUGUUAUGACGUCAUCUCAUUUGUAUAUAUGGUCCCUGAAGUGACAAAAAUAGUCAAAAAUAUCUCCCGUGUAAGACAUACAUUGUGAUAUCAAAAUGCCGUCAUGCCCAUAUGAUGACGUCAUGAUGACACUAUAUUAUAAUGACGUCAUGCUUAUCUUAUAGAAUUUAAUAAUYAAUUAGCAAAUAAAUAAAUUUCAAUAUCGGAAGUAGGAAAUAGUAAGCGAUAUUUGACAACAGAGGACCGCAACAAUCGAUAUUUCCUCUCUGUUUCGUUUUAUUUUCCACURAAAUGACAUAAGUUGCUGUAAAUACUAAAAUUUGACAAGGAGAGAUAAUAUAUAUGUAUAAAGCAGAUUACGUAGACCACAUUAUACCUGUAUAUUUUUUUAAUUACAACUUUUACACUGUUAUUAUUUUUAUUUUCUCAGACAAUCAAUUUUUACCUUUUGUCAAUAAUUACAUAUUCUGUUAUUUUAUUUUGCUUAGAGGAGGUGGUCGUUAAAUAAAGGUCUGUUGUCAUUUUUAUGUAAUUAUAUUGAAGACUAUGUGUUGUCUCGUGCAAUGCAUUAUUUUUAGUUAUUAAAAUUUUUCUGCUUAAUA